CAUCAUCUCUCAGUCGCAAGCUCUCCCUCUCUCGAUCUCCGCUCAAGUCACCAAUUCUCCACCGUCCAUUUCCCCCUUCUCCCUUUCGCUCUCGUUUUCAUAAAUAAAAAAGAACCCCAAUCUCCUCUCAAUUCCUCUAAAUUACCCUCCUUAAUUUCGCUAAUCCCUACCGCGUCCUCCCCUCUCACGUUCCUAUGGUUUCUCUCGCAAUGAAUUGAGCUUCAAAGCAGUAAAAAGAACAUGGAUGAAGUAAUAAUAGAACCACAAAUUGGAAACGAAGAAGAUGAGUCCAUGAUGCAACUGGACAUUGAACCCUUCAAUGGUGAUUCUAACAAUAGUAAUGAAGUGAAGGGAGAGUUGGAUUUAGUUGCAUCUGAGGGGGAAACUAAUUUGGAGCCCUACGAGGGCAUGGAGUUCGAAUCCGAAGAGGCUGCAAGGGCUUUUUACAGCUCGUACGCCCGGCAUGUCGGUUUUAGGGUUAGAAUCAGUAGGUAUACUCGGUCUCGUCGUGACAAUUCGAUCAUUUCGAGAUUGAUUGUCUGUUCGAAAGAAGGGUUUCGAGAGUCUCGUGGUAGUGAGGGUGUUUUUGGCGGGAGAAAACAGCACAGGCAGCGGGCAGUUACCCGGGUCGGUUGCAAGGCGAUGAUUAUGGUGAAGAAAGUGGCUGACGGGAGAUGGGUUGUGUCUAAAUUUGUGAAGGAGCAUAACCAUGGGCCUGUUCCUCCGAGGAAAUUAGAGGUUAGGGUAGUUCAAAAGGAAGAAGAUUCAAUGGAAGAGUUGAACGUUCUGUCUGAUGGAGGUGCAGUUCAUGAGCCAGUUGAGGGCAUGGAGUUUGAUUCGGAAGAAGAUGCGAGGACUUUUUAUUUAAAUUAUGCGAGACAGAUGGGUUUUCGUGCGAGGAUUAGCAAGUAUUGCAGGUCGAGGAAGGACAAUUCGAUCAUUUCUAGACAAAUUGUUUGCUCAAAGGAAGGGUUUCGUGAGUUACGGAUCAAGAAGGAGGAAACUAAUGAUGGAAGAGCGAAAAGGCCUAGAGUAGUUACCAGGAUAGGCUGCAAAGCUAUGAUUAUUGUUAAGAAGCUGAGUACUGGGAAAUGGGUAGUUUCAAGAUUUGAGAAGGAGCACAACCAUGCUUUGGCAACUUCAAAGAAGGAGCCAUGGCCUCUUCAGGCAUCAAAUGAUUGCAAUGAGAAGGGGAGGGUAACUUAUGUGGUUGGAGAGCAUAUGCCUUCCAAUGUAGGGAUGGUCAUGAGUGGUGAUUGUUGCAAUGGAAGUCGAAGUACUUCACAGGAAUCUUUGACUGUUUUAUAUAACCAAUUGUGUUAUGACGCCAUUAGAUUUGCCCAGGAAGGGGCUGUAUCAGAAGAAAUAUAUAAUGUUGCAACGUCAGCUCUUAAAGAGGCUGUAGACAAAGUUGCUGCGGCUAAAAGGACUGCAGCUGCAGUUGCAAAUGGAGUUAAGGGGGGGCAUGGAAGUUGCAUGACAAAGUGCUCAAAUGAACCUAGAAAGGCAGGGUCAGGAAAUGAAGUCUUGCUUAUGCAACAGCCUGUUAAGUUUGUCUUGAUUCCUUCAACCUCUUUGGCAAAUGAUUCAAAGCCAGCUAAUUCACCAAUCAUGGUUAACGUACCUAAUAGUCAAGGGAUCACCGUUUCUAAUCCUACCUCUUUGAAGCAAACAUUGGUUAAUGCGAAGUCUGUCAAAGAGUUGGUUGGAAAUAACAGUACAAAUCAUAUGGAUGCUAUACAGAACUCUCAGAAUACAGAAGAUACUGGGGCUAGCCAGGCACAAAUAACUCCAGGAAAUGAUAGCGACUUCAUCAGUUCUGGGGUCUCCGAGUCAAAGAUGGUAGCAUUUCCUGCACUACCGGUUACAUUUUAUAUGCCUGUGAUGGGAAACUUAUCUGAAUCUUCUUCAGCAGGCAAUGCUGGCAGCAAUGCUUAUACACUUGUUGCUGCUCCUGUGAACUCAUCACCAGUUGCCUCGGGGACACAGUCCCGAUUAAAUAUCCAGCAAUCAGUAGCACCAUCAAAAGACCAAAAUGCUAGGUCAUGCACAGGGCCAAACCCGAAAGUUCAUGCCACAGCAAUCGCUGCUGGUGCUCGAAUAGUUCCUCCCCAAGAAGCAGCAUCACUGAUCAAGGUCAUUGAAGCCAAGGUCAGAUCUUCUAGAUCGUCAUUGGGCUCUGGAUGUAAGCAAUUGGGUGCAAACGUGGCUCCUUGUAAAAGUAAGGAGGAAGGCCCGAGACUGCUUAACCCUGUCCAAGCAAAUGUAGAAGCCAUUGAAGGAAAAGAGCAGGCAAGCUCAGAGGAGAUGAGAUUGCAGGAAUCUGGUGAAGGGUUUAAGGAGAUGGAAGCGGCCACGAUGGACCACUCUGCAGUGUAUGACAGUGGCGAGGAUCAUCUUUUUUCGGACGCUGGCAGUUGAAGCUCUGAUGUGGAAGAUCCAACUGUGUUAUGAAGAGAGUUUGAACGUGAGAAUUAACGUUAUGGGGCCGUAGAUAGUUUUUUUUUUAAACUUAUUUUUUACCUGUAUUUAGGUCUAAUUUGCUGGUCAUGUAUAAAAGGGUUUUUGUAAAUAAUUCAGUGUCCUUCAAGAAGAGAGUUAGCGGCAGAAUUGCAUAUUUUAUACUUAUACGUGACUCAA
Asparagus officinalis (garden asparagus) is the source of this 2640-nucleotide messenger RNA. RefSeq lists its product as uncharacterized. The coding region runs from base 241 to 2421 and encodes 726 amino acids. The record is from RefSeq and is a predicted model, not a curated record. NCBI's taxonomy places the organism in Eukaryota, Viridiplantae, Streptophyta, Magnoliopsida, Asparagales, Asparagaceae. The transcript has 4 exons.